Messenger RNA from Didymella exigua CBS 183.55, 273 nucleotides. RefSeq lists its product as uncharacterized. Lineage: Eukaryota; Fungi; Ascomycota; Dothideomycetes; Pleosporales; Didymellaceae. The transcript has 2 exons. The record is from RefSeq and is a predicted model, not a curated record. The coding region runs from base 1 to 273 and encodes 90 amino acids.
AUGCGCAUCAUCAAGGUCACCUUCUGUCUCAUGGCUCUUCUCGCGGCCACCGCCAUUGCUGGCCGCGACAAGCCAGAACCCAAGCCCAAGCCUUCCUACAACGACUGCGACAUCAAACUUACAAAGUGUGCCGAAGACUGCGAGAAGGAGUGGAAAGACCCCGUCGCGUACGCUGCUUGCGCUCAGCAUGCUUGCGCCUGCGCGGUCGGAAAGGAAGAGUUCUGUAGUGGAAAGUCUGGUAUCGGUGGCCCUGGGAAUCUUUGCUUCUCCUAG